AUGGCAUUGGCUGCUGACUCGGUAGUCACGAAGACUAUCGAUCUGUCCUCUGAUGAGACGCAGAUAUUGGAGUUGCCGGUAGUGGCGUAUCCCCCGUUCAAGCUGAGGUCUUCUCUCAUUGACAAAGACCCUGUCAUCUGGGUGCACUUGCUUGAGGAAUAUAUUUAUUUGUUCAAAUUCUUGGUGGUUUUAACAACUUCAAAGAAGUAUAGGAAUGUGAAACUUUCCCCCAAGUCCACACAGCAGUUACACUACUUCAUGAAGGUGUAUCUGUUUGAGACGUCCGAGGAGACUUCCAGAAUCUUUUCACUUGGAGCUAUUAACCCGGAUAUUGUGAAAUAUACGAAAAUGCUGAAAGUCAUAGUGUUCCAAUUCAUACGAUGCUACAAUUUGGUGAAUCUGCGGCUUUCUGGUGAAUCUGUGUGGCAUUUCAUCAAGAUCUAUAGCAGAUUGGCUCAUAUAAACAAGAAUGGAAAUCAAUCCGUUGUCACGCUGAACCUGGUCAGGGACUUGGUUCAGGGCCAGGUGAAGUCCAAGUUGAAUUCCAAGUCAGAUGACAUAUCCAUGAUCAAACCCCUCCAUACCCAUCUCAAUGCGCUUAUUGGUGGUGGAAAGUUCCACAAACAGGACCUGGAAACUCUGGCCAUAACGCUGGGUUCCAGGUACCAAUCUGGUGCCAGCUCUGGCUCCAACGUGAAUGCCAGUUCGUCAAAAAGAUCUUUCUCAGAGACUUUUGUCAACAAAGACUGGACGGACAUUCUGGAAAAUCUGUAUAAUGGAGGUACAGGUCUGCAUGCCCAAAUCUGUUUCCAUAUUGCUGUUGUGUCCCUAACGUCGUUGUCUGCUUCUUCUAUUGGCAGACUCGUUCAAAACCAACUCAAGCAUCGUACGAAAAGCCAGUUGGUUGGUAUGAACCCUUUGGUCGCCAGAGUUCUGUUGUCUCAGCAAUUGAAGGAAGUUAUUCCUGGUCUAGAAGACGAACUGAAAUUCCUGGAUUCCAAACCCAAAGUUGAAGCCAAGAAAAACUCUGUUAACCCAGAACACAUCAGGAUGUUGCAGGAAUUCUUUCCGCAGCUAUCUGAUGGUAAAGCGAAAACUCUGUUGCUGGAUACUAAUCAUAAUCCGGAAAUAGCUACCCACAAACUUCUUGAGGACCCUUCUUUGGUGGAUUCUUUGAAGGAAUGGGAAGCACCAAAGUCCAGAUCCAUCUACGACCCAAAGACGUUUGACCCCACGAAGAUCACUUUCGGCAAAAAGGCUAAACCACGGGUUGAGAAAGCAUCCCAGGAGUUCAAUGAACGGACGCUUACCAGUGCCUUGAGACUGUUAUACGAUAGUGAUGAGGAUGAGCCAGAUGAUACAUAUGAGGACCAAGAAGAGACCACUCCCUCUGCUUUAUCCUUAAACAUCAAAACUAGCAAAGCCGUUAGCUUAGAUGAUGAUGACGACGAAGACAAACCUGAGAACAUAGACAAGAUAGAAAAGAUUCUGUUCUUGAGGUUUAAGAGGUCGCCUGACGACCUUCAGAGAUCGGCAAGAAAAACAAGACAAAGACAAGAACUGAAAUCUGAGACGAAUUGGACUGAUGAACAGAUUGAAGGUUGGGCUCGUAUGCUUGUCAAGACCCCAAGGCUGUUCAAGCUUUUGGAGUCCAGGUACAUGGUUUUCAAUAAUCAGGGCUUGAAGCCUUCUACUGCUUACAGAAAGCCUAGAGCUGUUGAAGUUUCUGACUCCGAGGAGCCUAGCACCAGGUCCUCGUCGAAUGCCUCCCAGAGGAGUAACACGCCUAACAGAGCAAGGAAAGAGCAACACAAGGCUUCCGUUGGUAAUCACAAUAGAAAGAGAGGAAAUGAUCGCAAGCUCGCAAAAGAGCUGUGA
Kuraishia capsulata CBS 1993 is the source of this 1878-nucleotide messenger RNA. RefSeq lists its product as uncharacterized. NCBI's taxonomy places the organism in Eukaryota, Fungi, Ascomycota, Pichiomycetes, Pichiales, Pichiaceae. The record is from RefSeq and is a predicted model, not a curated record. The transcript has a single exon. Bases 1 to 1878 code for a protein of 625 amino acids. Gene Ontology annotation, molecular function: ubiquitin binding.